AUGAAUCGGCGUGUCCUUGUCCAGCGGCCACUGUCUUUGUUGCCGCACCACCCCCGCCGGUUCUGCACUUCUCCGCGCGUCGCCAAGGACCGGCGCAUACCGGGCGUUGGGAGAGAAAUUAUCGACGACUUUGCGCAAUUGCGCGAGCACUAUGCUACGCCCAAAAACCCCAUCGUGCUCGCCCACGGCCUCUUUGGCUUCUCGGAGCUGCGCCUCGCCCCGCGACUGCUCCCCGCGGUGCGGUACUGGCACGGUAUACAGGAUGCGCUUCGCACCAGCGGCGCGACCGUCAUUGCGACUUCAGUGCCGCCGUCGAGCUCCAUCGCCGAGCGGGCCGCCGCCCUCGCCGCCGGCAUCGCCGCCGCACAGCAGGCAUCCUCCCCCCCCUCCUCCUCCUCCUCCUCCUCGCCACCGCCGCCCGUCAACAUCAUCGCGCACAGCAUGGGCGGCCUCGACGCGCGCUACAUGAUCUCGCGGCUCCUCCCGUCCGCACCGCCUACCGUACGCGUCGCCUCCCUCACCACCAUCGCCACGCCGCACCGCGGCAGCCCCGCCGCCGACUUCCUCCUCGACCCGUCCUCGCGCUUCUUCCCCUUGCACCUCCCGCGCCUCUACGGCCUGCUCACGCGCGCGGGCCUCGGCACCGAGGCCUUUGCGCAGCUGACCACCGCGUACGCGCGCGAUGUGUUCAACCCGGCGACGCCGGACGCUCCCGGCGUGCGGUACUUUUCGUACGGCGCGGACGCGGCGCCGCUGUCGCCGUUCAGCGUGUUCCGGCUGCCGCACGCGGUGGUGGCGGCGGCCGAGGGCGCCAACGACGGGCUGGUGAGCGUGGCGAGCAGCCGCUGGGGCGAGUACAGGGGCACGCUGGUGGGGGUCGGCCACGCGGACCUGAUCAACUGGUCGAACAGGAUGCGCUGGGCGCUGCGCGCGAUGAUAUAG
Messenger RNA from Cordyceps fumosorosea ARSEF 2679, 942 nucleotides. RefSeq lists its product as hypothetical. The transcript has 3 exons. Gene Ontology annotation, molecular function: triacylglycerol lipase activity. Lineage: Eukaryota; Fungi; Ascomycota; Sordariomycetes; Hypocreales; Cordycipitaceae. Bases 1 to 942 code for a protein of 313 amino acids. The record is from RefSeq and is a predicted model, not a curated record.